Kwoniella shivajii is the source of this 2424-nucleotide messenger RNA. RefSeq lists its product as uncharacterized. The transcript has a single exon. The coding region runs from base 1 to 2424 and encodes 807 amino acids. Gene Ontology annotation, molecular function: lyase activity. The record is from RefSeq and is a predicted model, not a curated record. NCBI's taxonomy places the organism in Eukaryota, Fungi, Basidiomycota, Tremellomycetes, Tremellales, Cryptococcaceae.
AUGUCUCAAUCAAAAUUGUAUCCUGAAGCUUACCCAAUGUCUUCUGGAAACCCCAACGCAGCAUACAGUAGUGAUGGAGUUACAGGAGGAGGAUAUCAAACUAAGAAAAAGAAGAAUAAGUGGCUGUGGAUCGGUCUACCUCUCCUCUUACUUGCUAUCAUCAUAGGUGCCGUUCUCGGUGGUGUUCUUGGAUCAAGGAAGAGCAACGACGGUGGUGCUUCGACUUCAUCCAACGCAAGUAGCGGCACAAAUGCCAACACCGGUGUUCCAUCCAAUGUAGGCAGUGUCAAUUCUGCAGCCGCCACCAACACCGGUGCUAACGGUGAAGUAUACCUCGCUGUUGCCACCGACAGUUACUUGCUUCCCGUCUACGCAACUGGUACUGCUACUGCUGGCUACGCUGCUCCAACCGUCGACUCCAGCGCCUCUGCCAAAGACUCUUGGCCCACGGACCCCAGCCCCCCCUCUAACUCUUCCAUCCGAGCGAAUCCACGUCUAGCUCCUGCUUACAAAUGGGAAGCUCUCACUUCAGGUGGUCUCAUCGCCAACAACCCUUACUUCAAGCAAUGGAACGCUACUAUCGUACAAAAUGCCAGUGACACCCUCGGUGACGAUCCUACUCCUUACACUGAAGAUGGUGGUUUGAGCGGAUCCGGUGUACUGGAUGUUGCACGAGAAAUCAAACUCAAGGUGAAAAAUUGGGCUUACGCUUACAAAGUUACCAACGAAACUCAAUAUGCCGACCGAGUCUGGCUCGAACUUCAAACUGCUGCCGGAAACAAUUCAGCUGUUUCCUUCGGUGCCGAUGAUGGUACUCGAUGGAACCCAGCUCAUUUCCUGGAUGUUGCAGAAUUCUGUGCCGCUUUCGCAAUCGGUUACGAUUGGUUGUAUGAUUUCUGGACAGAUGAACAGAGGGAUGCUAUCAUGUGGUCCAUCAUCAACCUUGGUUUGAAUCUUGGUCACGCUGCUCUUUCUGGUGAUUCAUCUGCUUCAGCGUAUGAUUGGUGGGCCGGUAGUCAGACCAAUAACCCUGAAGUCAACGGAAAUUGGAAUUGUGUCAUCAACGGUGGUCUCACUCAAGCUGCUAUCGCUAUCAUGGAUCGAGACCCUACCCAGAUUGCCGCGCAAACCCUCGCUCUUACCGUUCCUGAUGCCUAUAACAAUUGUUUCCAAGGUCCUUAUUCCGAUGGUACAUGGGCUGAAACCGCAAACUAUUGGUACUUUGGUACCACAGGUGCUGCUGAAAUGGUAAAUGCUUUGAUCUCUGCAUACGGAGAUGAUCGAGGAUUGGCCGAAUCAAACCCUGGUUUUAACCUUACCUCAGUCUUCCACAUGUACGUACAAGGUAUGACCAGUCUAUUCAACUAUGGUGAUCACGGACCCAACAAGUACUCCGCCACCGCAAACUCUCUUCUUCUCUGGGCCAACGUGUUUGACCAACCUCGAUACGCUCUUUACCAAAGAGAUCAUUACGAUGCUUCUGAACCAUGGUCAAUGUUCUGGUAUAACCCUGCAACUACCGGUACUUGGUGGGAUGGAUUAGCAUUAGAUAAACAUUUCGAUGACCCAGAUGGACAAUGGGCAACUGCAAGAUCAUCGUGGUCAGAUAACUCUGGUACCUAUUGGGCUAUGAAAGCAUCGAAAUUGACUGGACAUCAAACUCAUGGUGAUCUAGAUGUUGGUGAUUUCGUUCUAGAUGCAAUGGGUCAAAGAUGGGCAGGUGAAUUAGGUUCAGGUCAAUACCUAUCUGAUGGUUACUUCUCAAGUGAAACCCAAGAUUCUCAAAGAUGGCUUUAUUACAGAAAGAGAACCGAAGGUCAAAACACUCUUUUGAUUGACAACUUGAAUCAAAAUGUCAAUGCUGAACCUACUGGAAAUUGGGGAUCUACAGGUACAGCUCAAGGUCUCGCUCCUUCAUUAAACGUAUCUACUUCAGAUACCGCUUACUUCUGGACCGACAUGACUUCUGCCUAUAACGGUACCGGUGGUGUUAAACGUGGUAUUAGGUAUAUCAAUGGAAGGAAACAAAUCCUCUUACAAGAUGAUGUAACUACCUCACCAACACUACAAUGGAGAAUGCACACCAACGCUACAGUCUCAACCAACCAAGCCACAGCAACGCUUACAUUAGGCGGUGAGACGUUGGUAGCUUCAAUAGUUCAAGGUCCUUCAGGAGCCGCGUUCUCUACUGCUUCUCCAACAAGAUCAUCUUCAGAUCCUGCUUUACCCACUGGUACAGGUGAUGCCGCUACUUACGAUCAAGAUCAAUCAAACGAUGGUGUCACGGUUUUGACUAUCGAUGUAGCAGAUGGGGGAUCAUUCAGUUUACAAGUUUUAUUCACUCCACAAUGGGGUAGUGGUUUCACAGCUGUUGACACUGUGAACAACGUUGCUUUGGAUUCAUGGAGUUUGACAAGUCAUUAG